GAUUGAUGGCCUCACUGUGCUGAUUGGCCCGCCUGGUUAAAAGUAGCGGGUGGUUUCUAACGCUGGUCGCAGGAAUAGGGCGUUCUGCUUGUCGCACAAGUGGCGUGGCUCGUUUAAACCAGUAGUUGAGGCGCUGAGGGAAGCUGUAGUGGGAGUGUUCGAGGAUUCGCUUUGUACAUUUAAAAUUGAAGUUUGCUGGUAAAGAUGGCAGAUCCAGAUGUCCUCACCGAGGUUCCUGCAGCAUUGAAGCGGUUGGCCAAGUAUGUGAUCCGGGGGUUUUAUGGCAUUGAGCAUGCUUUGGCCUUGGACAUCUUGAUCCGAAACCCCUGUGUUAAAGAGGAGGACAUGCUGGAGCUGCUCAAGUUUGAUCGGAAGCAACUUCGAUCAGUCUUGAAUAAUUUAAAAGGAGACAAAUUCAUCAAGUGCAGAAUGAGGGUAGAGACUGCUGCAGAUGGGAAAACCACUCGCCACAACUACUACUUUAUCAAUUAUCGUACUCUUGUUAAUGUGGUAAAAUAUAAAUUGGACCACAUGAGAAGGAGGAUUGAAACUGAUGAGAGAGAUUCCACCAAUCGGGCUUCCUUCAAAUGUCCCGUCUGUAGUAGUACUUUUACAGAUUUAGAAGCUAAUCAGCUCUUUGAUCCCAUGACAGAUGUUGGUGUUACAGUGGUCGUCUUCGUCACUCUUGACUGCAGUGAAGGUGUUACCCAGUCCCUCAGAGAGGGAACUUUCCGCUGUACUUUUUGCCAUACAGAGGUAGAAGAAGAUGAAUCAGCAAUGCCCAAAAAAGAUGCACGCACACUUUUGGCAAGGUUUAAUGAACAAAUUGAGCCCAUUUAUGCUUUGCUUCGAGAGACAGAGGAUGUGAACUUGGCCUAUGAAAUACUUGAGCCAGAACCCACAGAAAUACCAGCCCUGAAACAGAGCAAGGACCGUGCAGCAACUGCUGCUGCAGCUGCUGGCCUGGCAGGUGGGCACCACCGGGAAGCAUGGGCCACCAAGGGUCCCUCUUAUGAGGACUUAUACACUCAGAAUGUUGUCAUUAACAUGGAUGACCAAGAAGAUCUUCAGCGAGCCUCACUGGAGGGGAAAUCUGCCAAAGAGAGACCUAUUUGGUUAAGAGAGAGCACUGUCCAAGGAGCAUAUAGUUCUGAAGAGAUGAAGGAAGGUGGCUUAGAUAUAGACUCGUUUCAGGAGCGUGAGGAAGGCCGUGCGGGGCCAGAUGAUAAUGAGGAGGUCAUGCGAGCACUGCUCAUUCAUGAGAAGAAGACCCCCUCCACCACAGCAGGCUCAGUGGGGGCAGCUGCUCCUGUGACCACUGCCAAUGGCAGUGAUUCUGAGAGUGAGACCAGUGAGUCAGAUGAUGACUCUCCACCCUGUGCUACAGCUGUGGCUGCACAUCAUGGGGAAGAGGAUGAGGAGGAUGAUGAAUUUGAGGAAGUAGCAGAUGACCCCAUUGUCAUGGUGGCAGGCCGUCCAUUCUCCUACAGCGAAGUGAGCCAGAAGCCAGAGCUGGUGGCCCAAAUGACACCAGAUGAAAAGGAAGCAUACAUAGCAAUGGGACAACGCAUGUUUGAGGACCUCUUUGAGUGAGCUUUCCCUACCUUUUCCUCCUUUCUGUAAUGUGCAUUUCAAAAAGACAUUCCCUACCUUUGAAGAAAAGUGUUCAGUGGCCUUCUGCCUCUCGAUGUAAAUCAACUGUUAAUCUUGUGCAAAGAGUAAUGGGAGAGAAGAAAGUUUGAUUUUUAUGCCAGAAACUUCCCCACGAGGUAGGUUGGCUAUAAGCAUACCCUUUCCUAUUACUACAGUAUUAAUAUUUUGCUGUAUUUCCUUAUCUCAUCUUUUUCCUUUCCCUUUGAAGACACAUUUAUCUACCUUCUGAAAUGAGUGAGAGAAGUCUAAAGGUAAAUUCUUCAUGUCUGCCUGUAGAAGCCCACUUUGAUAGGUUACAGUAGUUCAUUGAUCACAUCCUUUUUAUUUAUUCUGACCAAGCAUUCCAAACAGCUCCUGAUAUUGCUGCCAACCAAGCAGCUUGUCCACAGGCAAAUCAUUGAUGAAGGAAAAAAAAAAAUCUUAAAGCUUCAUAUUGCUUCACAUUUUAUGAUGGAGUCAAUAUGUAAGGGGAGGUGGGAGUGUGUGUGGAAGGAUGGUUAUGUGUAAAUCUCAUGAUUAAUAUCUAAACCAAAAUUGGUGUCUUUAGAACUGACUUGACUGACAGAUAUUACUGUUGUGCUAAUGCCUUUUGGUUUGUUUGUUGGAUAAUAGAAAACAGAAAGUGUGUUUGGUAAGCCCUUAGGAAGAAAUUAGAGAAAAAACAUGAAUUUAGGAUAAAGAGUCCAUGUAAAGGGUUGAAGAGUGGAGAGCAUUGGGAAUAGUACCUUUUAACAUUGUCUGAGUUUGUGCUGAUUUGGAAAUCCUUUAUAUAAAGCUGAGACUGGUCCCCUUCUUUUUCAGUUCUUCCACAGUACUAUAAAUUGUUUAAAGGGGCCAUUCCAGCAGAAAUCAGCAUAUAACAAUUGAUUACUCCUCUCUCUUUUUUUUUUUUCCUCUCAACAUUAUUGAAGGCCUUGUCUCUUUUGAUUCUUGUCAGGCAUGGUAUUUUAGAGUGCAUCCAGUAUAUCACUGAGCAUUGUAACCUCAAGGAAAAUACUUUAUUUUUGGUUCUGAUAUGUAGCAUGGUAUUAUUCCUUAAGGCAGAACUUUAAAGAACUUUCAUACAAGGGUCUACAACAAUUGUAUUUUUUCUAAUAUUUUCUCUUCCAUUGUCAUUUUAAGUAUUUAUCAUUUUAUAGUACAUGUGUAAAGUUGAGAUAGAUUUUAAACAUCUGAGCCUUGUAUAAAGUAAUGAUUCAUUUACCUGAGUUGUAUUAUGACUGAAUAUUGACAAUAAAUCUAUUUUAUACU
Molecule: messenger RNA, 2904 nt
Organism: Kogia breviceps (pygmy sperm whale)
Lineage: Eukaryota; Metazoa; Chordata; Mammalia; Artiodactyla; Physeteridae
Source: RefSeq, a predicted model, not a curated record